Molecule: messenger RNA, 300 nt
Organism: Lactuca virosa
Lineage: Eukaryota; Viridiplantae; Streptophyta; Magnoliopsida; Asterales; Asteraceae
Source: the annotation of a GenBank genome assembly
AUGGUGGUUGACAAGGGAUUACCAUAUCACUCAUCUCUCCUCUACGCCACCGUCGCCGACCUACGCUCCGCCCGUCAACGAUGCCCAUCUGAUCCUGCUCCUUCUUGGUUCAGUCCCAAAAGGGGAAACGAGGCUUAUAAGAGUGGAGAUUUAUCAGAAGCCGAAGUAUGUUAUUCAAAGGGUAUUAGUUCAAUACAACAUACAGAGACACCUGGAGAUUUAUCAGAAGCCGAAGAAGGUCAACUUAAGAUCUGCAAAAUUAUUAUCCUCACAGAAUGGAAUCCUUACCAGAAGCUAUAG